Messenger RNA from Elephantulus edwardii (Cape elephant shrew), 846 nucleotides. It is a transcript of the gene ZG16B, whose product is annotated as zymogen granule protein 16B. The coding region runs from base 1 to 846 and encodes 281 amino acids. Lineage: Eukaryota; Metazoa; Chordata; Mammalia; Macroscelidea; Macroscelididae. The transcript is spliced from 6 exons. The record is from RefSeq and is a predicted model, not a curated record.
AUGAGAAGACCUGAAGCCAUGCUGCUGGUGCUGACUUUUGCCACUCUGGGGAUCUCCACCUGCUGGGCAGAGGGAUUAAUUGGGAAUGGAGGCGGCAAGUAUUUCGAGACUCCCAAGGACUACGAAAAUGAUAUCUCAGCUGUUGAGAUUUGUGUAGCUAACAAGAUCAUCAAAAGUUUACGGAUGAAAACUGGACCCAGCUGGGGUAAGACGUAUGGAGCCAAACAUGGGACUUGCACCUCCUUUGUCCUGUGGCCAGGCGAGCACAUCAUCGCUGUCUCUGGCACCCACAAGGUUUUCAUCAAUUCCUUGUACCUGUUCACAGACCAAAACCGCAUAGCUGCCUUUGGAAAUGACUCUGAGAACAAGUUCAUUAUCUACCCCGAUAGGGCGGAGGAGGUGCUCACUGGCUUCAAAGGCAUGUAUAAACUACUAGGCAUCACUGCCCUUGGCUGCAAAUGGCAAUACCCAGUUUUACUCGAGGUUAACCAAGAGGUCUAUGACAGCAAUAGCACCAGCCUGGAGGAGCCCUAUGGGUUCCAGGAGCAGGUAGAUCAAGGGAAGGAUUUCCCAACUGAGAAACAGGCCCGACGGCAGGAAGGACAUUGGGCCAAGCUGAGGUUCGGACCACUCUGGAACUCGCUGAACGCAGCACUGAUGCUGGCGCCCAAGAGCUGCUGCUGCUGCCCAGCAAGUGUGUCCCCAUGGGUCCGCCUGCGGCUGCGUGCGCCAUCUGCUCUGCAGUACCAGCAGGGGGCGCUGAUGGGCUUCAGGUGCUGGCCUGCUCUUCAGCUUCCGCCUGUUCUCCAGGGCCAGCAGCUGCCAUUGGUCCAUCAGCGGCCAUAG